UAUGUAUGUGUGUAUUAAAGCGCCAGCCGUUCCGGGAUUUAUUUUUUGCGGAUAUGUGUUUGGUUAAGGGGGUGCAUUUCUGUUGUUUAAAAGGGAGGAAAAAAAAGGGGCCGGCUGGUUUGUUCUGGGGUCCCUCGUGGAAUCCAAGCCCCUCAUGGGUGCUAUUUUGCAAUCUCAGGCUCCUGCUAUUGGUCAGUCCAUGAUCAGAUGGUUCUAUUUCCUUGUGUCCCUUCACUGGCACCCAGCCAUCCCCCUUCAGCUAAAACCCAAUCUCCGAUAUACUACUAAUAGCUAAACCACUUGGACUAUAAAACACAACAAAUCAUAACGCCAGGGAAGGACGGCUGCCUCCUCCCAAUGAGUUCUUAUUUUGUCAACUCUACCUUCCCGGUGAGCCUGGCCGCUGGGCAGGAGCCCUUCUUGGGACAGAUCCCGUUAUAUUCCUCAGGAUAUGCGGAUCCUUUAAGACACUACCCCGCUACCUAUGGAGCUACUGGAGUCCAGGAGAAGGGCUAUCCCUCCUCUUCUUAUUACCAGCAAGCUAACGGAGCUUACAGCCGGACCACAGCCUGUGACUAUGGGACAGCUGGUUUUUACAGGGAGAAGGACCCUGCCUGUGCCAUCUCCAGCCUGGAGGACCAGGGGCAGUUUGGCCAGGAUCAGCGGAAGUCAGACUGCGCUCAGAGCAAAAAUGUGUUCGGGGAGAGUGAGGAACAGAAGUGCUCCACGCCCGUCUACCCCUGGAUGCAGAGGAUGAACUCCUGCAACAGUUCAUCCUUCGGGCCCAGCGGCAGGAGAGGCCGGCAGACCUACACCCGCUACCAGACCCUGGAGCUGGAGAAGGAGUUUCACUUCAACCGCUACUUGACCAGGCGCCGCCGGAUCGAAAUCGCACACGCACUUUGCCUGACAGAACGACAGAUCAAAAUCUGGUUCCAGAACCGGAGGAUGAAAUGGAAAAAAGAGAACAAACUGCUCAACUCUUCGCAGCUGAGCGCGGAGGAGGAGGAGGAGAAAGCGACGGAGUGAAAGUAUUAUUUAAAAAGAAAAAAAAAGGAGGGAGGGAGAGAGAAAGAAAGAGAGAAGAUCAGGGAAGGUGGAGGGGACAGAGCUGAACUGUAAAAUAGCGGAGACAGUUGGAAGAUUCUGAGCCCUGGGACUCCUGUUUCAAUAAUCUGUCACAAUGAGGCUUCUUAGCUGAGUUUUUCCCCCCUUCCUUUCUAUUCCUCCUUCCAAAAAAAAAAAAAAGACUCUUACCUGUGUUUCUCCCCUUUGGUGUCCCUGUUAGUAACUGCUAACUCUUGUAUUUAAUGGAGGUGAUGCAAUAUAUGUCAUUUUUGGUGUUUAUUGUCUUAAUUUUGUAAAAAUGUUUCAUGCACGAUUGACUUACAGAUUUUUUUUCUGUUUUUUUUUUCUUUUGGUAAAUUAAUCAAGCCCUGGGGUCUUUGUAAUUAGUUUCUUUCUUUUUUUUUUAAAAGAGAGAAAACCCUACUGAAGGAACGAGUACUACCUAAAAGAAUGCAAAAGCAACAACAAAAAAAGUUCUAUUUUAUUAAUUUUUUGUACGUGUUGUGUUUGUAGCUUGUCUUAGGUAUGUACAUGGAAUAUUCUAAUAAAAACAAAUAUUCGAUCUCA
Messenger RNA from Alligator mississippiensis (American alligator), 1635 nucleotides. RefSeq names its product homeobox B6 (gene HOXB6). The transcript is spliced from 2 exons. Bases 358 to 1029 code for a protein of 223 amino acids. Lineage: Eukaryota; Metazoa; Chordata; Crocodylia; Alligatoridae. Gene Ontology annotation, molecular function: RNA polymerase II cis-regulatory region sequence-specific DNA binding; DNA-binding transcription factor activity, RNA polymerase II-specific. The record is from RefSeq and is a predicted model, not a curated record. Gene Ontology annotation, biological process: anterior/posterior pattern specification; regulation of transcription by RNA polymerase II. Gene Ontology annotation, cellular component: nucleus.